Anopheles maculipalpis is the source of this 4075-nucleotide messenger RNA. RefSeq names its product protein timeless homolog (gene timeout). Gene Ontology annotation, molecular function: DNA binding. NCBI's taxonomy places the organism in Eukaryota, Metazoa, Arthropoda, Insecta, Diptera, Culicidae. Gene Ontology annotation, cellular component: replication fork protection complex. The record is from RefSeq and is a predicted model, not a curated record. The transcript is spliced from 14 exons. Gene Ontology annotation, biological process: DNA replication checkpoint signaling; DNA repair; replication fork arrest.
CUAAUUAUACGUGUUGUUUGGAUGUAAAAUGAGUGCCUACUUUGCGGACAUCGAUGCCGUCUGUUCCGCGCUCGGCUGGCUGGAUGGCGAUGUGUACCGGAUGGAUCCGGAGGCAGUGCAAGGCUUGAAGCAUCUGAUCUGGAUCCUGAAGCAGGACCGACCGUCGCACGAAUGCCGUCGAUACAUAGGUGGCAAGCGUAUCGUGCAGACCGACCUAAUUCCGAUGGUGAUCAGCAAUUUCGACAAGCCGGAUGUGGUCGAUGUAUUGCUGCGGUUGUUGGUUAAUCUGUCCUUUCCGACGCUACUGCUGUACAACGGUAACUAUCCUCGCGAUGCAGUGGAACAGAGGAAGUAUAUCCGGCUGAUAGAGAUAUGCGAGGAGUACAAGGAAGCGUUUUCGUCGAAGAGUUUCUGGUCGGUGUUGGGCGAUCGAUUGGAGAAGAUCUUGCAUACGGAUUGGGCACUACGCAGCGAAGCAGAUGGUCUCAUCAUCGAACGUAUCCUGGUGCUAACACGAAACGUUCUUCAAGUGCCAGCAAACGUGGAAAAGGAGAAGCGCUUCGACAACGAUGCCAGCCAGCACGAUUGUCUGCUGUGGGCACUUCAUCAAGCUGGCAUACUGGACAUCAUUCUGUACAUUCUUGGCUCGCCGCAUGAAAACCGCUACCUCAUACACACGCUCGAGAUUCUUAGUCUGGCAUACCGCGAGCAGUCGGCCGUUCACCUGGCCGAUGCCACCCUACAGCGGACCAACAUCGAGAAGAAGUCGGACGAGUUGAUGCUGAUAAAGGCAAGACAACCGACGGCGGCCGAUGCGGCCGCACGCAGAAAACCCACCUCGAUGCGCCAUUCGCGGUUCCGUGGGACCUACACGUACAAUAAUCUUAAAUCCAUUUCGGACAGCGAUGCAGUUUGCCAUCAGGCGUUGGGGAAGAUCAUGCGGAUGGAGUUUAGUGCAGAGAAGCAUCGUCAGAAGGUUUCCUUCCGGCAAGCGAAGGAAACGGAAACGCUCGAGCGAAAAAGCAUCUUCUCCGUGCGUCUCUUCCUGCGUGAGUAUUGCAUGGAGAUAUUACGGGUUUACAACAAUAUGGUGCGACAGGCCCGACGCCAUCUGGACCAGCAUGGUACGUCGGUGUCUGAAUUCCACGAUGAUUCGUACCUUCUGUGGGUGAUAAGGUUCUUUCUCGAAUUUAAUCGACAUAGCGGAUUUAAAAUUGAACUCGUGAGCGAAUCACUAAGUGUGGACACUUUCCACUGGACCAUCACGCGCAUCGAAACGUACUCCGAAAACAUCGUAUCGGAUAAAACGCGUAAAUCGAUCUGGGCCCGACGACUCCAUCUUACUGUGCAGACGUACCGGGAGUUGCUCAACAAUUUGUAUGUGCUUGCCAAAUCGAACGAUCCGAAUGCGUCUGAGCUGCUUUCCGUGCUGCAAAACAACAUCUUUUACGUGGUGGAGUAUCGCGAAACGGCUAUACAUUUGCUGAACAACUUCAAAGACUCCGUCCAUACAAGAGCCUUUUUGAGGGAUGUUGUUGAAGUUGCACACCUCUUCUUCAGCAUGCUGCAACGCUUCUGUAAGGGAACGGUUCGGGUACAGCAACGUGUGAAGGCCAAGCCCAAGAAAACGGCAAAAAAACAAACCCGAAAGGAGAAAACGGAAGAAGAGCAGGUUGGUUGAGUUUUUGACAUCUUUUUCAAACAGGAAGAUGCGGAAAUGCGCUGGCUGCAGGAAGCACCAACAGUGGCAGCAUUGUUGGAAAAUAGCGACCUAAAGCAAGAAGAACUUCCAACUCCAUUCGACGCUGCUUCGUCCGUCCCGGUUGACGAACAAAAAGGUGAAUGUGUGAAACGCAUACAUGCAUUGCUUCGUGAUAAGCAGUACGAGCAGGCAAUCAAAAUGUUAUAUGCAGCAAGAUCGGUUUGGACGUUGGAUGAUUGCUUUGGCAGCGAGACGGCUAGUCCGGACGAGGAUUUGCUAACGCUUCGGGACAUAUUUAGUGCAAAUUUAUCUUCUGACACCGACAAGGAAGAUAAUGAUGGAAAUUUAGCGAACGAUUCAGACGAAGAAGGUGAAGAGGAAGAAAGACAAGUGCACAGUGAGGAAAAAGAUUUCAAAUUUGAAGACUUUUCCAAAAGACUCGUGGAUCACAGAGUGGUUUACGCGUGCACCACCGUACUAACUGAUUGGGAGAAGAUAAAAACCCCGUGUCUGAAGGCAGCCGUUACUCUCCUGUAUCGGAUUUGUGUUGAGCAUAAAAUGCCGUCUAUGCUGUUCCAGAUUUCCCUUCUGCGAGUGUUUCAGGGUGUGUUGAACGCACCCGAGGACGAACAUUCACGCGAACUGCGUCGUCUUGCGAUUCAUACGGUGCGCCAAUUGCAGCAGAAAGUGCUCUCUGGAACACCAGACGAUGGUGGACUUUUGUUCGCUGAGCUGCUCUUUGCUAAAUCGACGCGUAUUGCUGGUGCCAUUGAAAUGGGCUACGAUGAAGUGUUUGGAGACACAGACAGAGGAACGACUGCUUCCAAGAAGGCGUGGACUGAAGAACAGGAGGCGGAGUUGCAUCGCUUGUUUAUGGAAAAUCAAGAAAAUCCCAGUUCGGAUCAAGACGUAAUCGAUUGGCUGUUGGAAAAUCUUAUCGAUCAAACUCGCACCCGCCGAGGCGUGAUGAAAAAACUCAAGGAAAUGGGGCUCGUCUUCAAGGGUCCAACAAAACGAAGCAAUGCCAAUCGCAAGCAAAAGGGUACAUGGACGGCCGAAGAAGAUGCUAAGCUUGGAACGCUGUACGAAGAGUUGCGGUUGGACAAAAAUCCUCUCAAGAGCAUCGCGGAAGGGUUCGAGAAAAAGUUCACCAAACCUGCCAUUGCUCGUCGAAUGGUCAGUCUCGGGUUGAUUGCAGACGUGUCGGAAAUAAUGCCGCCGAAGCGACGCAACCACGAACGAAGGGGCGAUAGUGAUGAUGAUGACGAUGGUGGCAGCCAUAGUUCUUCACUGGAUGAUGAAGGUAGUGAGGAGGAGAAGGAUGAUGAGAAGGCAGGAGGACGGAGAGAAGGCGUAACACAGCAUCUCAAUGAACAGGACGUUAAGAAACAUCUAAAAACGCUCGGUAGCGACAUGAAGGAGGCCGUACAGUGGCUUAUUACAUGUUUUGAAGAUGUGCUCAAUCUGUACGAAGACUCGGAUCCUGCGGAAGACAACGACGGAGGUGUUCCGAUUGUUCCGAUUGCACCGCAUCAAACGGCUGCGUUGAAGAAGCUAGAAUUUAAGCGUCUGUUGCGUUCGCUCGGUGUGAUGGAUACUGGCAAACAGUUCGUCUACCAUCGCAUACCGUUCAAAUUGACGCCGGAAGCUCUGAAAAAACGAAUUGAAAUACUAACCGAAUAUUGCGAGAAGGAAGAAGGGCCCGAGUCGGAUACAUUGGAAAAGGAAAAAUCCACCUCAAACGUGAUUUCGGACGAUGAGCUAAACUCUACAGUACACAAGAGCGUUUCUAGAAACAUCCUUUCUGAUUCCUCCGAUUCUGACGUCCCGGAACAUCCGGAAAAGAAUAAUCGCAAAACAGCUGGAAAAAGAACACCACCAGAAAUUGAACGCAGAUCAAUGUCCCCCCUUGUUGUGUCAGAGGAUGAGGAUCUUACCGUUAAUCCUUCUUUUUCGGAUCGACUAGAAAAUAAUCGGACUUCACAAACACUCGCAGAAGAUGAAUCUAACGACGCACCGUCAAAUGAGGCUACCAGCGCAAUUUCCUCCAAACGCAACCGCUCAUCAGACUCAUCCGAUUCCGAGACGAAUUUGCCGCAAGUUCGCCGACGCAAAAGGGUCAAUCACAACAAACGACGAUCGCUUUCACCGCUCGUAAUGUCAGACGAUGACAACAUUACGACGGUGGCUACUAAGCAAUCCGUCUCACGACUUGUUGUAUCGGACGAUGAAAGUGAUGCGGAGGCUAGAACGGAAGCAGUGAGUGCGGAACCAGUACCGGACAAACGCAACCGGUCCGAUUCCCCAACGGAAGAAAGACCUACGGCCCAGAAGACGCGCAGAAGGGCCGUUAUCAGCAGUGACGAGGACUAA